This is a messenger RNA of Panicum virgatum (switchgrass), 1805 nucleotides long. Its product is annotated as cytochrome P450 72A15-like. The record is from RefSeq and is a predicted model, not a curated record. Bases 216 to 1805 code for a protein of 529 amino acids. Gene Ontology annotation, molecular function: monooxygenase activity; oxidoreductase activity, acting on paired donors, with incorporation or reduction of molecular oxygen; iron ion binding. The transcript is spliced from 4 exons. NCBI's taxonomy places the organism in Eukaryota, Viridiplantae, Streptophyta, Magnoliopsida, Poales, Poaceae.
CCACCAAGUUCCUUUGGGAGCAACAAGGCAUGGCUGACUGACCAGAUUGUCCCAUUAGUCUUACACUCACCUCAACAAUAAACAAAUGGGGUUAAUCAACCCAAAGGGCCUCUAUUUAACCUGAACCCAAAUCCCGUACUAUACACAAAUCAAGUCCACUCGCAUAGGAUACAAACUCUUUCUUCUCCCAGGCCACUCUGGUUGUCGUCAGAGCAAUGGUUCUUGGAGCGACGCUUGCCGCUGCGGCCUCAUCGGUGCCAUGGAGCUUCCUGCUCGGCGGUCUCCUGGGCCUGGCGCUCCUGUGGAAGGCCGGCCGGCUGCUGGACCAGAUGUGGUGGCAGCCUCGGCGGCUCGAGCGGGCGCUGCGCGCGCAGGGCAUCCCCGGCACGUCCUACCGCUUCCUCGCCGGCGACCUCAAGGAGUACGGCCGGCUGGCCAAGGAGGCCUGGUCCAAGCCUUUGCCGCUGCGGUGCCACGACAUCGCGCACCGCGUCAUGCCGUUCGUCGACAACCUUGUCCGGGAGCACGGCAAGAUGAGCAUGUCCUGGUUCGGCCCCAACCCCAAGGUGACCAUCGUCGAUCCUGAGCUGAGCAAGGACGUGCUGUCCAACAAGUUCGGUCACUUCGAGAAGCUCAAGUUCCCGGCGCUGUCCAAGAUGCUGGGCGGCGGCGUGGCGAGCCACGAGGGCGAGAAAUGGGUCAAGCACAGGAGGAUCCUCAACCCUGCAUUCCAUCUUGAGAAGCUCAAGCGCAUGCUGCCAGCGUUUUCUGCGUGCUGUGAAGAGCUAGUCAGCAGGUGGUCGGAGUCCCUCGGCUCGGAGGCUUCGCUGGAGCUGGACGUUUGGCCUGAGCUGCAGAACCUCACUGGAGACGUCAUUUCUCGCACCGCAUUCAGCAGCAGCUACCACGAAGGAAGAAGGAUUUUCCAGCUGCAAGCCGAGCAAGCUGUGCUUGUCAUGACCAACAUUCGGAAGAUUAUGAUUCCUGGUUACAUGUCCUUGCCAACCACAAGCAACAGAAAGAUGCGCAAGAACAACAAAGAGAUCGAAUCAAUUCUAAGAGAAAUAAUCGGGAAAAGAAUUCGAGCAAUGGAACAAGGCGAAAGCACCAAAGAUGACUUGUUGGGCCUACUCUUGGAGUCAAACAUGAGAGAAACAGAAGAGAAUGACCAAUCGAGCAUGGGGAUGACAAUUGAAGAUGUUAUCGAGGAGUGCAAGGUGUUCUAUUUUGCAGGAAUGGAGACCACAUCGGUGCUGCUCACGUGGACAAUGGUUGUACUAAGCAUGCACCCAGAGUGGCAGGACCGUGCGAGGGAGGAGGUGCUAGGUUUGUUUGGCAAAAACAAGCCUGAGUACGAAGGCUUAAGCCGCCUCAAAACUUUGACCAUGAUCCUUUAUGAGGUUCUCCGGUUGUACCCUCCAGCCAUUUCUUUUGUCCGGAAAACAUACAAGGAGAUGGAGAUUGGAGGCAUCACCUACCCUGCCGGUGUGAUCUUGGAGCUGCCCGUGCUCUUCAUUCACCAUGACCCGGAUAUCUGGGGAAGUGAUGUGCACGAGUUCAGGCCAGACAGAUUUUCUGAAGGGAUCUCCAAGGCGUCCAAGGACCCAGGCGCAUUCCUCCCGUUCGGUUGGGGCCCACGCAUUUGCAUUGGUCAGAACUUCGCCUUGCUAGAGGCCAAGAUGGCGCUGUCCAUGAUCCUUCAGCGAUUUGAGUUCGAGCUAGCACCGUCAUACACUCAUGCGCCACAUACCGUGAUAACACUACAUCCUAUGCAUGGUGCCCAAAUUAAGCUCAAAGCAGUAUGA